Messenger RNA from Rhagoletis pomonella (apple maggot), 1979 nucleotides. RefSeq lists its product as uncharacterized. The coding region runs from base 879 to 1979 and encodes 366 amino acids. The record is from RefSeq and is a predicted model, not a curated record. The transcript has 2 exons. NCBI's taxonomy places the organism in Eukaryota, Metazoa, Arthropoda, Insecta, Diptera, Tephritidae.
AUGGACUCUGAUACUGAAACACUGGCGGAUUUGAGAACAAAAAUACUGAACGAAAAGAUAAUUGUGAGCUCCACUGGAAGCUCCACUUCACGUGAUUUACAGGUAGCAGAUUUGAAUGACAUCAUAAAUACUCAUGGUUAUGAUUCUGACAAAGAUCCUGAAUAUGUACCACCUGAUAGUAGUGCGGACACCCAUGGUACGGAUGAAUUAGGUCAUGAACAUAUUACCUCUGAAUCUCCAAUUGAAAACGUCCCUAAAAAAAUUCUAACGCGGAAAAGAAAGAGGAAUUCGGAUUUAUGGAAAUGUAAUGUUCGAAAAGCUGCUCACGCUUCCGGAGAUGCAUACAUAUCCGUAAGAAAGAAGGUUGUACCAGCUAAAACAAUAAAAACUGUGAAAGACUGUCAAAGCAAAUGUGUGUAUAAUUGUCAAAAAUUUAUCACUGCGGAUGAAGGGAAUAUCUUUUUGAACGUUAGUAUACGCUAACACAACAGGAGAAAAAGUUAUAUUUCGUAAGUACAACCAAAAGUUUUGAUGUUGAGCGUCAUAGAAAAGGGAAAAACCAAACCAAUAGCAGAAGAAAGCGGACGUUCAAUUACUAUUUUAUUAUUGGAACUCGGCAGAUUCAAGUUUGUAAAAGUUUUUAUCUGAGCACUUUGGCCAUAAGCCAAACACCUGUUUACACAGUACAUGCAAAUAAAGAUGCCAUUACGAAUAUACCUUCUUGUUCUGCUCAAGGUAAGCAUACAAAACACAAAAUAUCUGAGGAUUAUCUUAAUGGCGUUAAAACGCAUAUUGACUCUUUUCCCCGAGUCGAAUCGCACUACUGCAGAGCUGAAACUCAACGACAAUUCUUAGAUCCUUUUUUGAAUAUAAAGAAAAUGUAUGAACUAUAUAGAGAUGUAUGUACCUCUUCAAACAAACAACCGGUGAAGGAGUCCUUUUAUAGAUCUGUGUUUUGUCAACACUACAACUUAUCUUUUCAUAUACCAAGGAAAGAUAGAUGUGAUUUUUGCGAGGAAGUUAAAAUGAAGAUCAAUGAAGGAACACUCACAGACCAGAGAAGGACGGACUACGAGAAGCACAUUGAAGAGAAAAAUGCAGCUCGAGCAGAAAAACAGAAAGAUAGAGACAAUGGAAAUAUAUUUUUAGUCUUUGAUAUGCAGAACGUAUUAUCAUGUCCUCGUGCUGAAGUGAGUAACUUUUACUAUAAAAGUAAACUCAAUGUCUACAACUUGACUGCAACUCUUUCGAGCACAAAGCAAGUAUAUUGCUCAUUGUGGAAUGAAGCCAUAAUGGGGAGAGGUGGCAAUGAUAUUGCUAGCGCUCUUAUCAAGAUUUUGGAAGCAGUGUUUUCAGAUAAUCCGCAGUUGAAAUCGUUAGUUUUGUGGAGCGAUAGCUGCGUGCCCCAAAAUAAAAAUUCACUUAUGUCACUUGCUAUUUCUACUUUUAUGCAGAGCCAUCCACACAUUGAAUUAAUUACAAUGAAAUUUUCAACCCCUGGACACUCAUGCAAUCAGGAAAUUGAUGCCGUACACAGCUGCAUAGAACGGGUUUUGAAAAAAUCGGAAUAUUACUCCCCGGUUUCCCUUUUACGUUUACUUUUGAAAGUAAAUUCCAAAAAGCCUUAUAAAAUUAUGCAACUCAAAGAAAAUGACUUUAAAGACUACAAAACAUGUGCAGCUUUGUACAAUUACAAAUUGGUGCCUUUCAGUCAAGUCACUACUCUUAAGUUCUCUCGAUCUCUUCUAGAGAUAGAGUACAAAGUAAGCCACUCUCACCAGGAAUGGAAGAAAGUGUGUAUUCGUGAAUAUCGAGGUACACGAUCCGAAUCUACAGGUGGAGAUAAUUUUAUGCGACCUCCAACUAACAUAUCUGUAUCAAAAACAAUUCCUCAGAAUAAAACAUUAGCGAUAAGAAGUAUGUUUAAAUACAUGCCAGCAGUAGACCAAGCCUAUUAUAACUCUAUAUUGCCCAAAUAG